CCUAGGUCUCUCCUGUGGUUGGCCCAACCCAGCAUGCGGCCUUGAGCCUGGCUUAGGCCACCGCCUACUCCAGCCCUCUACACCCCCUAUUCUACUGCGGCUCAGGGGUUAGGCUCUAGGCUCCAAGGUACCUGAGUAGCAUCUCAUCGCCAAGAAAGUCCCACAGCUCCAGAGGGCCCUGCGAAUCCCUCUGUCAGCUCUCUGAGAAGACAGCAUGGCUAUUACCCUGCAGCCUAGUGACCUGAUCUUUGAGUUUGCAAGCAACGGGAUGGAUGACAUCCACCAGCUGGAAGACCCCUCAGUGUUCCCAGCUGUGAUCGUGGAACAGGUACCCUACCCCGAGUUACUGCACCUGUACUCAGGACUGGAGCUGGACGACGUUCACAACGGCAUCAUCACAGACCGGACCCUGUGCAUGACGCAGGAUCAGAUCCUGGAAGGCAGUUUUUUGCUGGCAGAUGACAAUGAGGCCACCUCACACACAGUGUCAACCACUGAAGUCUUGCUCAAUGUGGAGUCUCCCAAUGACAUCCUGGAUGAAAAGCAGAUCUUCAGUACCUCCGAAAUGCUUCCAGACUCAGACCCUGCUUCAGCCGCCACUCUGCCCAACUACCUGUUUCCUGCCUCUGAGCCUGAUGCCCUGAACAGGGCGGGUGACACUAGUGACCAGGAGGGGCAUUCUCUGGAGGAGAAGGUCCCCAGAGAGGAAAGUGCCAAGAAGACUGGGAAAUCAAAGAAGAGAAUCCGGAAGGCCAAGGGCAACCGAAGUACCUCACCUGUCACUGACCCCAGCAUCCCCAUACGGAAGAAAUCGAAGGAUGGCAAAGGCAGCACCAUCUAUCUGUGGGAGUUCCUCCUGGCGCUUCUGCAAGACAGAAACACCUGUCCCAAGUACAUCAAGUGGACCCAGCGAGAGAAAGGCAUCUUCAAGCUGGUGGACUCCAAAGCUGUGUCCAAGCUGUGGGGGAAGCAGAAAAACAAGCCUGACAUGAACUAUGAGACAAUGGGGCGGGCACUGAGAUAUUACUACCAAAGAGGCAUCCUGGCCAAAGUGGAAGGGCAGAGGCUGGUGUACCAGUUUAAGGAGAUGCCCAAGGACCUGGUGGUGAUUGAAGAUGAAGACGAGAAAAAUGAAGCCACAGCAGCCCCGCCUCAGGCCUCCAUGGCCUCGACCAGCACCACCAGGCGAGCCAGCUCGAGGGUCUCGUCCAGGGCUGUCCCCCAGGGCAAGGGCGGCUCUUCUUGGGAGAAGCCAAAGGUUCAGCAUGUCGGUCUCCAGCCAUCUGCAAGUCUGGAAUUGGGACUGUCUCUAGACGACGAGACCCCCACUACCUCCACAAUGCUUGUCUCUCCACCAGAGAGUCAGGCCAAACUCACCAAAGCUGUGAGUGCUUCUUCAGUGCCCAGCAACAUCCACCUAGGAAUGGCCCCUACAGGCUCGGCCUUGACCCUACAGACCAUCCCGCUGACCACAGUGCUGACCAACGGGCCUCCCACUAGUUCUGCUGCUUCCACCCAGCUCGUUCUCCAGAGUGUUCCACCUGCCUCGACCUUCAAGGACACCUUCACUUUGCAGGCCUCCUUCCCCCUGAAUACCAGCUUCCAAGACAGCCAGGUGGCAGCCCCAGGGGCUCCGUUGAUUCUCAGUGGCCUCCCCCAACUUCUGGCUGGAACCAACCGUCCGACCAACCCAGUGCCACCCUCGGUCACAGGGGCUGGACCGGCAGGGCCCAGCUCUCAGCCCCCUGGGACUGUCAUUGCUGCCUUCAUCAGGACUUCCGGCACCACAGCAGCCCCUGGGGCCAAGGAGGGGCCGCUCAGGUCCUCCUCUUAUGUGCAGGGCAUGGUGACUGGGGCCCCCAUGGAGGGGCUGCUGGUUCCUGAAGAGACCCUGAGGGAGCUCCUGAGAGAUCAGGCUCAUCUUCAGCCACUUCCAACCCAGGUGGUUUCAAGGGGUUCCCACAAUCCGAGCCUUCUGGGGAACCAGACUUUCUCUCCUCCCGGCCGCCCCACUGUUGGGCUGACCCCAGUGGCUGAACUUGAGCUCUCCUCAGGCUCAGGGUCCCUGCUUAUGGCUGAGCCUAGUGUGACCACAUCUGGGAGCCUGCUGACCAGAUCCCCAACUCCAGCCCCCUUCUCCCCAUUCAACCCUACUUCCCUCAUUAAGAUGGAGCCCCACGACAUAUAAAUGAAAGGGUCAGAAGUGUGACCCGCCAGGAGAAAUUGAGCAGCAUUUUCAUACGGACUGAAUUAAUAGCGCACCUGCCCCUGCAUUUCAGUGGAUUGUCAAUGCACCCGACCCCAGUACCUCAGCCCUGCCUGG
This is a messenger RNA of Carlito syrichta (Philippine tarsier), 2323 nucleotides long. RefSeq names its product E74 like ETS transcription factor 4 (gene ELF4). Gene Ontology annotation, biological process: cell differentiation; regulation of transcription by RNA polymerase II. The record is from RefSeq and is a predicted model, not a curated record. Gene Ontology annotation, molecular function: sequence-specific DNA binding; DNA-binding transcription factor activity, RNA polymerase II-specific. The transcript has 8 exons. Lineage: Eukaryota; Metazoa; Chordata; Mammalia; Primates; Tarsiidae. Gene Ontology annotation, cellular component: nucleus. Bases 215 to 2188 code for a protein of 657 amino acids.